AAUGGCCUAAAUUCAUCCAUGGCUACAAGAGGUGAAAGCAGAGUGUAGUUCUCCCACAAGCCCAGGUUCUUAGCUUUGCCCUAUUUCCCUGCGGAAGGGAGGCGACGGAUUCUGUGCCCGCCGGAUGGCGCUGUGGGCUGGCACCAUUUCCUAGGAACCCCGGGGCAUACCCUGAUGCCGCACAUCUGGGCGGAGCUGGCGCCCCCUUCUCCCCCGUUGAGGAUUGUGUUCUCCUUUAAUCCGCGCAGCCACACAAAGGGACGGGGGGAGGCAGCCCCCCCCGGAGAAAGGGGAUGCAAUGGAGGUGGUGCGUGCAGCUCCGGUGCUCUAGGGGCGCAUGAGCGAGGCGCGCACGGGGCUAGAGAGACGCAAACACAGGGGAUCUGCUCCUCUCGCCACGGGAGGCAGUCCGCCGCCUGAGCACUGCGUUUUGGCCCCCGCCGGCAGGCAGCUCCGGGCCCCGCAGCUCAUUGUUUGUUUGUGACACUGACUGAAUCCACUAACUACAUGUGAAGUUAAAUGAAAUUUUAGCCCUGUCUGUAUUCAUGAGCUUGAGAGAACUGAGGAUUGUUUCUGAAUCACAGUCCUGCAAGAAGAAAAUCAUUUUGGUUUAAGUUGAACAUUUGUCUCUAGCAUUAAGACAACAGCUAUGCCAGUGCUAUCAGAAGAUUCAGGAUUGCAUGAGACUUUGGCCCUGUUGACAUCCCAGCUAAGACCUGACUCAAAUCACAAAGAAGAAAUGGGAUUCCUUAGAGGUGUCUUCAGUGAAAAAAGUCUGAGUUAUCUAAUGAAGAUUCAUGAAAAGCUCCGCCAUUAUGAAAGACAGAGUCCAACUCCUGUUUUACAUAGUGCAGCAGCUUUAGCUGAGGAUGUAAUUGAAGAGUUGCAGACUACACCAGUGAAUAAUGAAGAAAAAGAACUGCUUCAGCUAUUGUCAACACCACAUCUUCGGGCAAUGCUUGUAGUUCAUGAUACUGUUGCCCAGAAGAACUUUGACCCAGUCCUUCCCCCUCUGCCAGACAAUAUUGAUGAUGAUUUUGAUGAAGAAUCAGUGAAAAUUGUUCGUCUAGUGAAGAAUAAAGAGCCUUUGGGUGCCACCAUCAGAAGGGAUGAGAUUACAGGGGCUGUGAUUGUAGCGAGAAUCAUGAGAGGUGGUGCAGCUGACCGCAGUGGUCUUGUCCAUGUUGGAGAUGAGCUAAAAGAAGUCAAUGGGAUUGCUGUGCUACACAAACGACCAGAAGAAAUUAGUCAGAUUUUGGCUCAAUCUCAGGGAUCAAUAACAUUAAAAAUAAUUCCGGCCAUCAAGGAAGAAGAUCGUCUGAAGGACAGCAAGGUAUUUAUGAGGGCACUCUUCUGCUAUAAUCCAAAAGAGGACAAAGCCAUUCCCUGUCAGGAGGCAGGAUUGCCAUUUAAGAGAAGACACAUCUUAGAAGUUGUGAGCCAGGAUGAUCCAACAUGGUGGCAAGCAAAGCGUGUUGGUGAUACCAACCUCAGGGCAGGAUUGAUCCCUUCAAAACAGUUCCAAGAAAGGCGUUUGAAUUAUAGAAGAACUAUAGGCACUCUGCAAAACUCCAAAACUGUAAAGAAGCCAUUAUAUGAUCAGUCUUCUGAGAAAGAAGACUGUGACUGUGAGGGAUAUUUCAAUGGACAAUAUAUAGCUGGUUUGCGGAGGAGCUUUAGGUUAAGUCGAAAGGAGAAACACAACAACCAGAAUCAAGCAAAGCAAGCAGACAUAUCUGAGUUCCUAACAUAUGAAGAAGUCACUAAAUAUCAGCAGCAGCCGGGAGAAAAGCAGAGACUGGUGGUUUUGAUCGGUUCUUUAGGAGCCAGACUAAAUGAGCUCAAGCAGAAAGUUGUAUCAGAGAAUCCACAGAAGUAUGGUGUUGCAGUUCCACAUACAACAAGGUCAAAGAAAAGUCAUGAAAAAGAGGGAGUGGAAUACAAUUUUGUCUCUAAGCAAUCAUUCGAGAUAGAUGUACAGCAUAACAAAUUUGUUGAACAUGGAGAAUACAAAGAGAAUCUGUAUGGAACAAGCCUUGAGGCAAUCCAAUCUGUUAUGGCCAAAAAUAAAGUUUGUUUGGUGGAUGUGCUGCCCGAAGCAAUAAAGCACCUGAGAACACCAGAGUUUAAACCAUAUGUUAUAUUUGUGAAGCCUUUGGUUCCAGAAAAGAAAAAAAAUGCACCAACAUCUCCAACUUCAGAAGAAAUCUCAGCCCCACUUGAUGAAGAACAGCAGGACAUUAUUAAUUCAGCAGCAUUUAUCGAAGAGCAGUAUGGCCAUUUAAUUGACACUGUUCUGCUGAAAGAAGACCUCCAGAGUGCCUAUAAUCAGUUGAAAACUCUGCUAGAGAAGCUGAAUGAGAACUCAUUUUGGGUGCCAGUGAGUUGGGUUAGAUCAUAGCCCGCUCUCACAUGUCAGAAGGAAAGCCUAUAUAAAAUGUGCUGUAAAUAUAAGGAUUAUAAGAGGGAACAUGUCAGCUGCACUCCAAAACUGCCAGUUUGUCUAGAAAGUAAUAUAAAAAUGUCCUAUCAGUUAAACUAGACAGACCUAUCAGUCAGAAGCUGACAUGGGGUUCCUGAACCACAAUUUUUAGUAGUGUCAUUUAAAACUUCGAGUGCUCAAUGUAGAUUGAUUGGUAAAAAUUUAGUGAUUUUUAAGCUUUAUAAAUACUUUGUGAUACAGAGUAAAACUUCACCUACUGUCUAAGGUUCCAUCCUGCCAACGGCUAUGGAAACAAGUAUAUUAACUCAGACAAAUGGUCCCAGAGAGUGUAAGGGACAAAGCAAGUCUUGGAGAUUAAAUCUACAUGGCUGCGAGACUUUUUUCCAAAUACUUCAGGAAGUUUGAAUAUACAGAAUUUUUUAGUGUAUAGAUGAAAAUGCAAUUAUAGUAGGACUUUGGAAAUCAAUGACAGUUCAUAAUUUGCUAAAUCUGCUAUUGAUAAAUACAUUAUCUACCUAGGAGUUCCUGCUUUCCAUUUGCCUGCCACUUAUGAUCUUUCCUAUAUAUCAAAUCCUUUAGCAAUGGCUUCAAAUGUAAACCCAUGCUUAUUUUUGUCUUUAUAAUAUGAAGUUAUUGUUAAGCAAAAUCACUGUAAUGGAUUUUCUGUAAUGGAAUCCAUUCACCAUUGAGGCACCCACCAUUAUGUGCUCCUCAUGCCAAGCAUAGUGUUGCAGCUCUCAUACCAUCUCCUUCACUGGGUGCUGUGACAGUUUCUCUGUCAGGUAACUUGGCCCUCUGGCUGGGUCACAGUCUUUUAUUCCACCCCUCCUGGGUCAUAGUUGUCCAAACUAGGCUUCAAAACUUUUUAACAGAAUCAAACUUUCCACACUCUCUGAAUCUCUUCUUCAACCAGUUUCUUCCCAUUACUCAGGGUUCCUCCCAGGCUGCUCUCUGCCUAGAUAACUUUUCUCACUCAGGGCUCUGCAGGAACCAUCUUGCUCCCUGCCAUCUCUUUCCCCAGUUGGACCCUUUCAGCACUUAAACCUUGGUCCUUUUAUACAGGAAUCACCUCAUUUCACUCAGCUGAAGCCCAUUCUGUGUUCAGGGCUGGAUCAGCCCCAAGCUCUCCAGCCCACAGAGCAAGCCACCCUGUUACAUUCCCCCUCCAAAGAACAGUAAGUAAAAUGUUUCUCAUAUCUAGAUUCAAAACAGUAUUCAAUCACAUUAUUCAUUCAGGGUCUAAUAUGGGCACAAAUCUACUCAAGUCUGGAGUGGCUCUGUGUGGUUACUAGACCCUGCCCUAUUCAUGUGAUCUUACCAUUAUGUAAAGAGACCAUGCAUCCCAGGUUUUUUAUGAAGUCCUUGGAACUUCUUAUGGGACACAUGAAAUGUUCCAGUUUUUCAUUUCAUCUAUCAAAAUGUUCAGGUUUUUAAUAACUACAAAAUGUUUGUCCAAGAUCAGUUCCACUCUUAAAGUGUUUUGCAUACUGUUUCAUUCUGAUCAAGAACUGAGCGUGUGCUUUGUGACAAUCAUUGGGCAGGGUCAGUGCUUGUCUUAAGACCACAUUGCAAUACGAGUCUAAGACUGACUCAGUGUGGUCAGUACAAAACCCCUGCUCUGGCCCCAGGAGGAAGUGCUGAUGGUCCUUCUGCUUCCUCCUUGCUAUUGUCAUUGGAAGGAAGUGGUGGUGCUCAGCUCUUCUGUGAUUUUCUGACCCAGGCAGCAUAAAUCUAUGAAAAGCGAGUCAAUGCCAAGAAAUUCAGUUUUUUCCUGACCUUAAGAAGGUUACCACAAAAAACAUUUGGGUUUUGAUUUUGAAAAUAUGGUCAACUUACCCAUAUGGUAAAGGUAGAGCAUUGUGAUCAAAUAAGUCUUGGCAUAAAAAGAUGGGAAUUGAUUAAUUGACCAAUCACUACAACCGUAUGUUAUUGCAAGUAUCUAGUCUCUCACAUAAGUCAACAACCUACAGUAAAACAAAUGAACCCCAGUCGUAUGAUAGAGACUUCAAUGCAUUAUAGAGUGGAGGAGAAUUUCUAGUGCUGUGAAUCUGAGGAGAUGGGUCAUUAUUAUAUUUGAAAAGAGUCAUAUCACCUAUAUGGAGCCAGGUAUGCUUUAUAUAGCCAAAAGCAGGGCUUUCCACCAUCCCUGCAUGUUAAAGGCUCAGCCCAUUCAGUGGAGCCCAGGCCUGAAUUUGGCAUAUUAGCAUUUUACCUGGUUUUUAUACCAGCUCACUAAAAGCAUAAACAUCUUUUGCAUCUUGUUUCUGUUGUAAAAUAGGUUUGAAACACAGCAGAAACUAUGCUCCACAAAGAAAUUCUGCUAUUUUCCAUAUUAUUGAUUUAGUACAUUAUGUUUUAUAGGCAAAAGUAAAAUGACCUGGCCAAAGAAGCUUAUAGUCUGCAGGUAGAUCAAGACACAAACUACCAACAGAAAUGUAGAACUACAAUGUCUGAGACCAGUAAAGAAACAGAAAUGAAAGUCCCCCCAGCCCCACUGUGCAGACCACACAAAGAAUGUUGUUAGACACUAUGUGAGAAUUAUUGUUGCUCAAAUCCAUUUCCUUUCACCCCCAACUACUGAAACUCACAACUACAUUUAUAUCCAGACCCAUCUCAGUUCAUGUACUUUACCCCACUCCCUUUCGCUUCCAAUAGUCAGUGACCCAGAUUGCACGCACCCAGUUCCUGAAAAUGUUAAAAAAUCUCUAAAAAGACACUACCCAACAUUGGCAACAAUCAUCUUCUUACUGGUAAUUUUACUUAGUAAUAAAACUAACUGUGAGGGUGAAGUUAUGGUUGUGUAUGAUUUUGGAGCCAGGCUUGGCUUUCCACAUAGAUUUGCCCCAGUCUUAUGUUCCCCUUCCCUCCCCCCCACCUCUGAAUGGAAAAAAAAUGAUAAUUUUUACAUCUGUAGGGGAUGUAUUACACUUUAUAUAUAUAUACACACACUUAGCAGAGGCAAGGGGACCUGAGCAUGGAAGGGUAGCUGGGGCCUAUGUAGAUAUGCAGAAAAUUCAGGCAAGGAUCUGGGUGGGAGUCAGGGCUCAGAAGUGAGGUUGUCAGAUCCAGCUGAUGAAUCUCUCCUCUAGCUGACAUACAGUCUUCACUGCCAAAGCAAGUUUUGGUUGAAGUCUGCUCCUCUCGCUGUCCUCCUUACCUCGUUAGCUUCAACAGAGGGAGGGAUAAUGGAAGUCUUACAACAAAAAUUUCCUCAGGAUACCAAGAUUGUUUGAAUUUUCAAAAGUGACUAUGGAGUACAAGUCCCCUUGAAAGUCAGUGGGAGUUGUGUGCCUAAAUAACUUAGGCCAGAGCUAUGCUAGAAGAGGUUUGCUGGUAUAGCUACAAUGGGAAACUCUACUUGUAUAGACACAGCUUACACUAGGGAAAAGGUGCUUCCUCCUCCCCUCUCCAAUCCCAUGCCAGUAUAACUACAUUUACCUUAGGUUUCAGAGUAGCAGCCAUGUUAGUUUGUAUUCGCAAAAAGAAAAGGAGGACUUGUGCAUGCAUCCAAUGAAGUGAGCUGUAGCUCAUGAAAGCUUAUGCUCAAAUACAUUUGUUAGUCUCUAAGGUGCCACAAGUACUCCUUUUCUUUUUACAUUUACCUUAGGUUCUUGGAAAUACAGAAAUUUCAAAAAUUGACAGUUCUAACUGCCAUUGUACUGGCAAAAGUGUAUAAUGGAGACCUGGCCUUAGGUGUUGAGAAAAACUCCACCUGGUACCCUCUUUGAGGAAGAAACUUUCUCAGGCUGCUGGACCUGCAGUGUCCUGGCAGCAAGCAGUCUGGACUGCCAGAUUGGGUUCCUCUCUGAGAAGCCACAGGUGGUUUGCCAGAGAGAAACAGCAACUCCUCAAUGCCAGACAAUGCCUGAGUGUCCAGCCGCUUUGCCUGAAAGUCUUUUCACACUCUGCCUCACCCACCGCAUCCCAGAGGGGGUAGCUCACAGGCAGUGAUGCUGGACAAGCGUAGCUGGUAGUUGAGGCACCAUCUCCAUUUUAUAAUCGCUGGGCAUAACUCUUUGAAAGCAAUUUUAAACUAAAGAGUAAAAUUUCACACUAAGUGACUUUGUGAGAAUACCAGAUGGAAAGAGGGUGCCUUUGUGUAAAAUAAUCAAUGUGUCUCUAGAUUUAUUGCAGAUUACUAACAGCUUUAAUACAUCCAACUAGACAUGAUAAAAUAUAUACCGUGUGUCACCAUGAACAAGGAUAUAGGUUAGAUGAAACAGCAUUCUCUGUGCUGUAAAAUAAUAUCAACAGAAAUCUAUUCAAUGCAGGAAUUAUUAUCAAACCACUUACAAAAUAGUAGCAGUAAAAGUACAACAUAGUUUGUUUGCUUUAUAGUCCAGUAGAUACCAAUAGAGGAAAUAGUUGCUAAAAGAACCAAGACAAAUGGAAA
Dermochelys coriacea (leatherback sea turtle) is the source of this 6836-nucleotide messenger RNA. RefSeq names its product membrane palmitoylated protein 3 (gene MPP3). Bases 650 to 2401 code for a protein of 583 amino acids. Gene Ontology annotation, molecular function: protein binding. Gene Ontology annotation, cellular component: plasma membrane; cell-cell junction. The transcript has 20 exons. The record is from RefSeq and is a predicted model, not a curated record. Lineage: Eukaryota; Metazoa; Chordata; Testudines; Dermochelyidae.